Molecule: messenger RNA, 855 nt
Organism: Hansenula anomala
Lineage: Eukaryota; Fungi; Ascomycota; Saccharomycetes; Phaffomycetales; Wickerhamomycetaceae
Gene: KIN4
Product: putative serine/threonine protein kinase KIN4
Exons: 1
Biological process (GO): protein phosphorylation; intracellular signal transduction
Cellular component (GO): cell cortex
Molecular function (GO): protein serine/threonine kinase activity; ATP binding
Source: RefSeq, a predicted model, not a curated record
CAUUGGAAUCGUUUUGGAAUAUGCAUCAGGUGGUGAAUUAUUUGAUUAUAUUUUACAACAUAGAUAUUUAAAAGACUCAUUAGCUUGCAGAUUAUUUUCUCAACUGGUUAGUGGUGUUCACUAUAUGCAUUCCAAAGGUAUUGUCCAUAGAGAUUUGAAAUUAGAAAAUCUUUUACUUGAUAAGCAUAAAAAUAUAAUAAUUACUGAUUUUGGAUUCGUCAAUAGUUUUGGUCCACAUAAUGAUUUAAUGAAAACUUCUUGUGGUUCCCCAUGUUAUGCUGCUCCUGAAUUGGUGAUAUCAAAUGAACCUUAUGAAGCAAGAAAAGUUGAUGUUUGGUCUUGUGGUGUCAUAUUAUACGCUAUGCUGGCUGGUUAUUUACCUUUUGAUGAUGAUCCUCAAAAUCCAGAUGGUGAUAACAUUGCAAGAUUAUAUCAAUAUAUCACAAAUACCCAUUUAACAUUCCCUGAAUAUGUUGAACCAAUGCCUAGAGACUUGUUAAGAAGAAUAUUAGUUUCAAAUCCAAGAAAAAGAUUAACUUUGAAAGAAGUAAGAGGCCAUCAAUGGUUAACACCUCAUGCUCCAUUCUUAUCUGUUACACCUGCAGAAUGGGAUAAAAAUUAUAAAACUAAUAAUGAACAUAAUGCAAAUAUUGUCAAGACUCAACGCAAUUUGGUUAAAAAUGAUAUUAGAAGAUAUUCAUUAAUUGAUACAACUUCAUCAUCUUUCCAAAAUCAUAAUGUUUCAAACCAUAACUUCUUUGCAAACCCAUUACCACCUCAAACUUCAUCAAAUCAUGCAAUUGCAUUACCUUCAUCAACUUCCUCAACUUCAAUCAAUGAACAAUUAAGAUUUAG